Molecule: messenger RNA, 903 nt
Organism: Bradysia coprophila
Lineage: Eukaryota; Metazoa; Arthropoda; Insecta; Diptera; Sciaridae
Source: RefSeq, a predicted model, not a curated record
UCCAUUUACCAGGCAUGUUCCAAUCAAAAAUGUCGUGACCCUUGUGCUGGUACCUGUGGAAUCGGAGCAAAAUGUAUGGUUGUGAAUCACAAUCCCAUUUGCAGCUGCCCGAAUCGAUAUUCUGGAAAUCCAUUUGUCAUGUGUCAGCCAAUAAUUGAGCGUCCAGUGGAAGAAGAUACAACCGAUCCUUGCCGACCUUCACCUUGUGGGCCCUAUGCUGAAUGUAGAGAUAUUGGAGGUUCACCGUCUUGCUCAUGUUUGCCAAACUAUAUCGGCUCUGCACCAUACUGUCGUCCCGAAUGCAUUUCGAGUUCCGAAUGCGCUAGCAACCUCGCUUGUAUAAACAAUAAAUGCAAAGAUCCAUGCCCGAAUUCGUGCGCACAAAAUGCCGAGUGUCGCGUUGUUAGUCACACUCCGAUGUGUGUCUGCUUGGCUGGAUACGUUGGAGAUCCAUUCACUCUGUGUACGGUGCAACAGUCACCGAUAUAUGAACAGGCCACACCUUGCAUUCCCAAUCCGUGCGGUUCGAAUGCUAAUUGUAGAGAGCAAAAUGGUGUCGGCUCUUGUGAAUGUUUGCCUGAGUACUACGGUGAUCCGUACCAAGGAUGUCGCCCAGAAUGUGUUCUUAACUCUGACUGUCCAUCGAACAAAGCUUGUACUCGAAACAAAUGCCAGAAUCCUUGUGGUGGAAGCUGUGGCCAAAAUGCCGAAUGUCAAGUAGUGAAUCAUGUUCCAUCUUGUACAUGUAGAGUCGGCUACACUGGUGACCCAUAUAUACACUGUAACAUUCAGAGAGACCGUAAGAACUUCUUCCAUACGUAUACUAACACAUUAUUCAUUUCCCCAAUCACAAACCGAAUUAAUCCUCUUCUGCGUCUAUACCCACACCACCAUUUUGUUUGA